Molecule: messenger RNA, 1578 nt
Organism: Sclerotinia borealis F-4128
Lineage: Eukaryota; Fungi; Ascomycota; Leotiomycetes; Helotiales; Sclerotiniaceae
Source: the annotation of a GenBank genome assembly
AUGGCGGUCGUCAACCUGGACUUUGACGCACGAGUACCGAUCCCCUUCAGCAUCUUCCCGUCGUCGUAUCGAAGCGACGUCGCUGCCCAACCCAUUCAAAUCACCGAGACUCACGUCGAAGGUGAAAUCACUCUACCACAUCAUCACGAGCGCGCCGGACGGGAAGGUCAAGAAGAGGACGCUCAAUCUUCCUAUUCGCAACCGGAACAUCAACAUCAACCGCAUCAACAACAACAUCACCUCCCUCCCCCUCCGCAACGACAGGAAUAUUUAGAAGAAGAGCUUCAUAUUACCCGCGAAGAAGACCGUCGUUCGGAAUUCCGUCCGAGCCGAAAGGAAGAAGAAGUUUAUAUUCGUGAAGAGCGCAGACCCGAACACAAACACCACUCUGCUUCCUUCGACCUUGACACCCCACAUCAUCACCGACACUUCGAAGCUUCUUUUGAAAGAGAUAGUGACCGUCACCACACACACAAACACACUGAAGUAAACAUCGAAUCUCCUCGUCGUGAACAUCAUCAUCAACAUCAACAUCAUCAACGUCGUCCAUCUUCUGAAGUAGACUUCGAAUCAGAACGUGAACAUCAACCUCGUCGUUACGAACAACGCACCGAAGUUGAUACUCAAAUCUCUGCUCCUUUAAAGAGUCCUUCCGAAACCCAAAUCGAUUUCGUCGAACGUCAAUACCGUUCCCGAACUCAACCAAGUUACAAAGAAGAAGAGACCGGCAUCGUCGAUCCUCCCCAAUCUCGUAUUUCUGAACCAAGAUACAUCGAGGAAACCCGCGUAACCGAGACAACCAUCGUCCCAUCACCUGCCCGAUCCACUCACUCAAGCAAACCCAAGUCCAUCUUCCACGAAGAAAAAGUUGAGAAAGUUCGCACACCAGCCCGAUCUACUUUCACCGACACCAAUCGUGAAAGAGAACUUGUCAAGUACUCUCCACCAGCACCUAAAUCAAGCUCUUCAGCUUUCAAACCAGUAAAACUCGAUAUGGGUUACUACGACGAAGAAGGGAAUUAUCACUCCUUGCGGGGGAAUUAUUACCAAGGAAACGGGAAACAAAAGUACCAGGACCCAAUUGACUCUCUCGAUUUAGCCGGCGCCCCAGCCGUUGCUGCUCCAAAGCAACCUCCUAACACCGUUACCAUCCCUUGCCACCACAUCCGUAUGGGUGAUCUCUUGAUGCUCCAAGGACGUCCCUGCCAGGUUAUCCGUAUCACCACCUCCGCUGCCACUGGCCAACACCGUUACUUGGGUGUCGACCUCUUCACCAGACAAUUGAAUGAAGAGUCCUCUUUCAUCGCCAACCCAAGCCCAAGCGUCGUCGUCCAAACCAUGUUGGGACCCGUCUUCAAGCAAUACCGUGUUCUUGAUCUCCAGGACCAAACCGUUGUUGCCAUGACCGAGACCGGAGAUGUCAAGCAAGCCGUUCCCGUUUUGGACCAAUCCAACCUCUGGACCCGCCUCAAGGAAGCCUUCGAAGGUGGACGUGGUAGCAUCCGCAUCAUGGUCGUUGCCGAUGGUGGUCGUGAGAUCGCCGUUGACAUGAAGACCGUCCACGGAUCCCGUUUGUAG